AUGAGUAAUCAGUACCAGGAAGAGGGCUGUUCUGAGAGGCCCGAGUGCAAGAGUAAAUCUCCAACUUUACUCUCCUCCUACUGCAUCGACAGCAUCCUGGGCCGGAGAAGCCCGUGCAAAAUGAGGCUUCUGGGAGCCGCGCAGAGCUUGCCUGCCCCGCUGGCCAGCCGCGCUGACCAGGAAAAAGCCAUGCAAGGCUCCCCCAAGAGCAGCAGCGCCCCGUUCGAGGCCGAGCUGCACCUGCCACCCAAGCUGCGGCGCCUGUACGGCCCGGGCGGGGGCCGCCUUCUCCAGGGCGCGGCGGCGGCGGCGGCAGCGGCGGCAGCGGCGGCGGCCGCGGCAGCCACGGCCACCAGCACCGCAGGUCCCCGUGGAGAGGUUCCGCCGCCGCCACCGCCAGCUGCACGGCCAGGGGAGCGUCCGGACAGCGCAGGGGCCGUGGCCGCCGCCGCCGCCGCCGCCGCUGCCUGGGACACGCUCAAGAUCAGCCAGGCACCGCAGGUGAGCAUCAGCCGCAGCAAGUCGUACCGCGAGAACGGGGCGCCCUUCGUGCCACCGCCGCCCGCCCUGGACGAGCUGGGUGGCCCGGGGGGUGUCGCACACCCCGAGGAGCGCCUCAGCGCGGCCAGCGGACCCGGCAGUGCCCCGGCGGCAGGUGGUGGCACGGGCGCCGAGGACGACGACGAGGAGCUCUUGGAGGAUGAGGAAGAUGAAGAGGAGGAAGAGGAGCUGCUGGAGGACGACGACGAGGAGCUGCUGGAGGACGACGCCCGUGCGCUGCUCAAGGAGCCCCGGCGCUGCUCUGUGGCCACCACCGGCACGGUGGCCGCCGCCGCCGCUGCUGCUGCCGCCGCCGCCGCCGCCGCCGCCGUGGCCACCGAGGGCGGGGAGCUGUCGCCCAAGGAAGAGCUGUUGCUGCACCCGGAGGACGCCGAGGGCAAGGAUGGAGAGGACAGCGUGUGCCUGUCCGCCGGCAGCGACUCGGAGGAGGGGCUGCUGAAGCGCAAACAGAGGCGCUACCGCACCACGUUCACCAGUUACCAGCUGGAGGAACUGGAGCGGGCUUUCCAGAAGACGCACUACCCUGAUGUCUUCACCAGGGAGGAGCUGGCCAUGAGGCUGGACCUGACUGAGGCCCGAGUCCAGGUGUGGUUCCAGAACCGUCGGGCCAAGUGGCGCAAGCGGGAGAAGGCUGGCGCGCAGACCCACCCCCCGGGGCUGCCCUUUCCCGGGCCGCUCUCGGCUACCCACCCGCUCAGCCCCUACCUGGACGCCAGCCCCUUUCCCCCGCAUCACCCUGCGCUUGAUUCGGCUUGGACCGCCGCGGCGGCUGCGGCUGCAGCUGCCUUCCCGAGCUUACCUCCGCCCCCGGGCUCUGCUAGCCUGCCGCCCAGCGGGGCGCCGCUGGGCCUGAGCACUUUUCUGGGAGCAGCCGUGUUCCGGCACCCGGCCUUCAUCAGCCCAGCAUUUGGCAGGCUCUUUUCCACCAUGGCCCCCCUGACCAGCGCGUCGACCGCGGCUGCGCUCCUGAGACAGCCCACACCCGCGGUGGAGGGCGCAGUGGCCUCGGGCGCGCUGGCGGACCCGGCCACCGCCGCCGCAGACAGACGCGCAUCGAGCAUAGCCGCGCUGCGGCUCAAGGCUAAGGAGCACGCUGCGCAGCUCACGCAGCUCAACAUCCUGCCGGGCACCAGCACGGGGAAGGAGGUGUGCUAAAGGCUGCCCUCCGCCCUUGCGCCCGCCUCUAGGGCGCGCCCGGAAAGGUCACCUCACUCAGCACCACUCAAGACCAAAUGGAAACAGAGGACCAGCUCACUCCCAAGACGGCACAGACAGAGCGCAGCAGCCAUCGCAGCAGUCUGGACGAGGACAAGGCAGCCCUUGGCGCUAAACGACGUGGCACCUCUACCACUGGCUGUCCACCUGCCCUUGUCCCUGUCCCUGACCCUACCCCUGCC
Apodemus sylvaticus (European woodmouse) is the source of this 1958-nucleotide messenger RNA. It is a transcript of the gene Arx, whose product is annotated as aristaless related homeobox. The transcript has 5 exons. Gene Ontology annotation, molecular function: RNA polymerase II transcription regulatory region sequence-specific DNA binding; DNA-binding transcription factor activity, RNA polymerase II-specific. The coding region runs from base 1 to 1716 and encodes 571 amino acids. Gene Ontology annotation, biological process: regulation of transcription by RNA polymerase II. The record is from RefSeq and is a predicted model, not a curated record. Lineage: Eukaryota; Metazoa; Chordata; Mammalia; Rodentia; Muridae.